AUGGACAAGAACCGCCGCGAUGACUCUCCCUCGGGUCUAUCAGACAUUGUUGAGCGUGACGGGCUCUUGGGAACCGGCAUCACUUCUCGACACAUCGAGGCCUUUGGGAGAAAAGUCUCAACAACUGCUGGGCACUUGAUGGGACCUUCCGGCGACCCGAACUCAAGCACCCACUACCAAAACGCCAUGGUCGACAUCCACCGCGAGCUCCGACGGCCCGGUACACAGCGCAAAGUGUUCUCCCUCGCACAGACAACGCCGACCGACCUCGUCCGCUCCAAGCUAUCGACCUCCGAAAUCCAAUCCCGCGCCAUCUCAUCCCUCCCCGACGAACUUCUUCUGAACAUCCCCGACGACUCCAGCAGCUACUCUUUAUUCGAAGGGUUUCAAGCUACGCAGAAUGACCAGGAAUAUAGAAAAACACAUCGACGGGGGAGAUCGAAGGGGAAGAAGCUACUGAAGGACAAGGAUGGCGGGCAGACGCCCGCUCCGUCUACCUCGGGCGAACUGAAGAAAGAGCGGGAUCUGAUGAACCGGCGGAUGGAGUUGAUGGGCGUCCGGAAGAACAUGUGCAGCUCGGAGAUUCUAGACAUUGAUAACAAGAUCGCCAACUUUCAUCGCAUGCGCCAGAUCGUUCUAGACCGGUUGGCCGGGUUAGAGAUGGAGGAGGCGGAGCUUGAGCAUGAGGUCAACGAGAUCGACAGUAAAAUAGAGGAUAUGGAGGAGCAAGAAGCUGCGCAAGCUGCGCAAACCGCACAGGCUGCCGCUACAUCGGGCUCGGAGGCCAACGAAGAGCCUACGGAAGACCCGGCCAUGGAUGCAUCGUUCAUGUCGGAGUCAAUAUACCAGAAACUGCCUUCUCCGCGAAGCUUGAAACAUCGAUCACACCGGAAACGGUCUAUGCCGGUUCUGCACGAGCAUUUCGCGCCGGGCUCGGAGAUCAAGGAAUUCCAGGCACAUACCGACGUCGUCACGGCUAUUGACUUUGACUAUCCGUUCGGAACCAUGAUCACGGCGGCGUUGGACGAUACAGUUCGGGUUUGGGACCUCAAUGUCGGCCGGUGUACCGGAUUCUUGGAAGGACACAACGCCUCGGUUCGGUGCCUGCAGAUUGAGGACAACAUCGUUGCGACCGGUUCUAUGGAUGCGUCUGUGAAGCUUUGGGACUUGAGCCGCGCACGGACUGCGCACAGAGACAACCGGGUAAACAAGGAGGAAGACGACGACGCGGUAUCGGUCGCUUACUCGACUAGCCUAGAGGACUGCCACGUCUACUCUUUAGACGCACAUGUCGGAGAGGUCACGGCGCUCCACUUCAAGGGAAACACAUUGGUCUCGGGAUCUGCCGACAAGACGUUACGGCAGUGGGACUUGGAGAAGGGCCGCUGCGUUCAGACGCUUGACGUCCUCUGGGCGGCCGCACAAGCGUCAUCGCUUGGAGCAGAAUCGCAGUGGCGCCCGUCCGGGCGGAUGCCGGAUGCCUCUGCAGACUUUGUUGGGGCCGUGCAAUGCUUCGACGCGGCGCUGGCUUGUGGUACGGCUGACGGCAUGGUCCGACUGUGGGAUUUGCGCAGCGGGCAGGUUCAUAGAAGCCUUGUCGGCCAUACUGGUCCUGUAUCGUGUCUGCAGUUUGACGAUGUGCACUUGGUGACGGGAAGUCUCGAUCGCAGCAUCAGGAUAUGGGAUCUCCGAAUGGGAUCGAUCUACGACGCGUACGGCUACGAUCAACCAAUCACCAGCAUGAUGUUCGACACGAAGCGGAUUGUGGCCGCCGCCGGAGAGAACGUUGUCAAGGUGUACGACAAGGCAGACGGCCACCACUGGGACUGCGGUGCAGGCGUCGGCGUCGACGAGGGAGAGCCCGGCCCUGCGACCGUUGAGCGUGUGCGAAUCAAGGACGGAUUUCUGAUUGAAGGCCGCAGGGACGGCAUCGUCGCGGCCUGGACUUGUUAG
Molecule: messenger RNA, 1953 nt
Organism: Aspergillus mulundensis
Lineage: Eukaryota; Fungi; Ascomycota; Eurotiomycetes; Eurotiales; Aspergillaceae
Gene: mdv1
Product: WD repeat-containing protein
Exons: 5
Coding region: 1-1953 (650 amino acids)
Molecular function (GO): protein binding
Source: RefSeq, a predicted model, not a curated record